Messenger RNA from Cylicostephanus goldi, 2089 nucleotides. The record is from the annotation of a GenBank genome assembly. Lineage: Eukaryota; Metazoa; Nematoda; Chromadorea; Rhabditida; Strongylidae.
UGUUAUCCGUGGUACGCUACCGCGGGUUGGUGAGAAGGUUAUGGUAGAAGCAAGCUACAACCCUCAGAUGCCGUUCAAGUGGAAUGCUUAUCGUAUUCAACUUCUAAAUUCGGGCGAUAGUGGCCCACCAGCACCUCAAAAUCACAAUCACCCCACGCGAAAUGCCGGAACAGGUGGUCCGGGUGGUGGCAGAUGGGGUCCGCCAACAUCUAACGACCGUAAUGGUCCUGCUCAUAGGGCAUCACCGCCUCGUCGGCGUUCACCACCUCGUCGCAGUCCACCUCGCAGGUCCAGUCCAGUGCGCAAGGACCCACCUCGUAGGAAAUCUCCACCACCUCGUAGGUCGCCACCACGACGCUCUCCUCCUUCCCGAUCGGAGCGAAGCGAUCGGGACCGCAAACGGGAGCGAAGUGCAAACCCACCAAGUUCUGCACAGUCCACUAGACGCGAUAGCGCUAGCCCACCUCGGCGGCGAGCUAGAAUCAUUCCUCGUUAUGAGUGUCAUCCUCCUCGACCUGUGCUUCUCAAUGAGCAAGUCUCUGUUGUCGGUCUGAGAAGUCGCUACCUCAAGCUUUACAUUCCCUCUGACUUCGCAGAUAUGACAGCUGAAUGGGUUAAAAGAGUUCCAUUGGACGCUUCCAUAGAUCUGACGAAUCCGGUGUCAUUCCACGUCUUCAACAAAGAAGUAGAUUAUCCAUUGCAACCAGGUGAAACCGAGCCUGUGCUAGAGCCUGAAGACGCUGAUCAUCGUCACCAAGUCAAGGUUCUUCUGCUCGCACAUGCUGGAAAGGAGGAGGUACACAAGAAGGCGUUUGGCUUACUUCCCGACGGAUCGACUGACGACACGCACGAGCCUACACCAUUCUUCAAACAGCUGAGCUUCCUCGUUGGUACACGUGGUAAGGAACCGCUAGCCAUCGGAGGCAGCUGGUCGCCCAGUUGCGAUGGAAGUGAUCCCACAAACCCGGCUACUAUCAUUCAAACUGCCAUAAGAACAACGAAGGCUUUGACUGGCGUGGACCUCUCCAACUGUCCGCAAUGGUACGAGCUGGUGCACGUGCGUUAUUACCGCGCGGAUCGUGAACGCACGGAUAGCGUGCGUCUCCUCUUGCCGGACACUCAACUACUUCUCGCUGCCGACGAUGCGUCGGUUGAGGAACGCUGGACCCAAGUGCAGACGGCGCUUCGUGCGCAACUCGACCGCAAGCUGGCCGCUGUUGAUGCACCUCCAGAAGUCCAGGAUCAACCCCAGGCGGACGACAAUUCCGCCAAGGACAAGGAAAGUCGCGAGCGUACUACGCGCAGGCACUCUUUCACUAUAGAUAACUGUUGUGUGUACGAGGAUCCAACCGCAGCUACGCCUACUAAGGAGGCAACAUCGACGACUGGAGAAACUCCCGUAAAAGAAGGUGAAGAAGCUGAAGAUGUUGAGUCGAAAGAAGCGCCAACGCACUGGAGCAAGUUGGAUCCAAAAAUGUUGAAGGUGCCUGAGUUACGAGCUGAACUUGAAGCUAGAGGUUUGGAAACCAAAGGUGUGAAGUCUUUACUCUGCAAAAGGCUGCAAGAGGCCUUAGAACAAGAAAAAGAGAAGGAAGAGGGAGAAGGAGCGGCUCCAACCGGUGAUAUAGAGAUGACUGAUGUUGCCGGUGACGAAGAAGAGCCGGAGAAGAAGGAAGAGGUGAGAAGCUUUCUGACAACAGUUGCUUCCUUUUCUGAGUUUCCUUAUCGACUGGAGAAGAAAUAUGAAGUUACUCCUGAAAACAAGGAAAAGACAGAAGCGGAGCAAAAGAAACUUGCUGAGGAACAAAAGAAGAAGGCCGAAAAGUUGGAGAAGGAGAAGCAAGAAAAGAAAGCAGCUCUUGAGAAGCACUACACAAUGCCUAAGGAACGAAAGGUUCUUGUUUAUCCAUCAAAAACUGCCAAAGGAGGAAAGUUUGACUGCAGAGUGGUGAGUGUACAGUCUUUGUUGGACUAUCGACAGGAUGACAACAAGGAGUCGCAUUUUGAGGUAAAGUUCUCAAAAAAAAAACGGGAAUACUGCGUACUGUCACGGGUUUCUCUCUUCGUGGAAGCUUUCAAAGAGCUUAUG